Messenger RNA from Didymella exigua CBS 183.55, 1707 nucleotides. RefSeq names its product putative BCS1-like ATPase. Gene Ontology annotation, biological process: protein insertion into mitochondrial inner membrane from matrix; mitochondrial respiratory chain complex III assembly. NCBI's taxonomy places the organism in Eukaryota, Fungi, Ascomycota, Dothideomycetes, Pleosporales, Didymellaceae. Gene Ontology annotation, molecular function: ATP hydrolysis activity; ATP binding. The record is from RefSeq and is a predicted model, not a curated record. Gene Ontology annotation, cellular component: mitochondrial inner membrane. The coding region runs from base 1 to 1707 and encodes 568 amino acids. The transcript has a single exon.
AUGGAUUUCUCACGACUAUAUCAGCUAGGACCGGACUUCCUGGCAUCGAAUACCUCCACAACUAGCCUUCCAUCCACCUUCUUGGAAAGCUUUGUUCCUGGGUAUGGUAUCAUUUCACAGAUCAUCCUGCGUCUAUUUGGUGUUGACAUAGGUCUUGUUGUGUCUGGCUUGGUUGUCAUUUUCUGUCUCUCGCAUACUGUCUCUUUCUGCAACUCAUACAUUCACUCAUAUUUCGAUCGCUAUUUCACAUCGUCGGUAUCCAUCGACGGUGAUGACGAGAUUUACCGAGAUGUCAUGAAAUGGGCCACACAACAGCGGAUGACGAGGAUCAGUAGAAACCUCAGAGCGCAGACAAAGUCGCGAGGUGCGCAGUACGACUCCGGAGAUGAUCCCGAUUACUCUGACGACAAGUCGGGCAAACAUGGCAUUUUCAACUAUGGGAAAUGGGUGAGCAAUGUGCCCCCGCGUUAUGAAACCAACUACGGGGUGGUCAGGUUUGUGCAUGGAGGCCGCACCUACUAUCUAACCAGAGAGAGAAAAGACAAGAAGAACGCCUGGUGGGGAGAGCAGUGGGCCGAGUUCAUGACUAUCCGGUGCAACGGCCGAAGCACAAAACCCAUCAAAGACCUCCUCCUUCACAUCAGACAAUGCACUCUGAAGGACGAAGACCAAACCACGAGCAUAUACCGACCCUCGCCCAAGAUAGAGAACAGCGGCGAUACCACGUGGAACAGACAAUCGAACCGCGCAUCUCGACCGAUGCGCACAGUGUCGCUGGGCCGCGAGCAAAAAAAGAUCAUCGUCAGCGACAUCAACGAAUACCUCCAGCCCAAGACCAGACGCUGGUACAACGCACGCGGCAUUCCGUAUCGAAGGGGCUACCUGUUCCACGGCCCUCCAGGAACAGGCAAGACCUCGCUCUCCUUCGCGCUCGCCGGCAUCUUCGGACUGCACAUCUACUGUAUCUCGCUUAGCGAAGUCGGCCUCAGCGAAGCAGACCUGAACAAGCUCUUCAACGAGCUCCCCCGUCGCUGCAUCGUGCUGCUCGAAGACAUCGACUCCGCAGGCCUACGUCGCGACGACGAGCCCGCGCCCGAACCCGCCUCGCCCACCGUCCCCGGCUCGAAAGCACCAACAGCAAGCGACCGCCCAGGCCCGCGCAAGAGCCUCAUCAGUCUCGCGGGCUUACUCAAUGUCAUCGACGGCGUCGCGUCACAUGAAGGCCGCGUGCUCAUCAUGACCACGAAUCGCCUUGAGACCCUCGACGACGCGCUCACGCGCCCGGGACGCGUGGAUAUCCGCAUUCCGUUCACGCUCGCGACGCGCACUCAGAUCAGGGACAUAUUCAGGCGCAUGUACGGGGCUGAUGUGUGCACAUCGCUCUCACAAAGCGACGUUGUGGACGCGAAUCCGAAGCCUUCGUCGAAGCCGGAACGCAGCGAUACGGAGAGCUUGAAUGAGGACGAGGAUGAGGGGGGUGCUGUUGAGGAUUUACUGUUCAAGAAGCCUGUCAGUCAGACCCUCGACAAGGCUGCUCUAAGACAAAUGGCCCAAGACUUCGCAGACAAAUUGCCAGAGGGCGUCUUCUCGCCCGCCGCCAUCCAGGGCUAUCUCCUCACACGAAAGCAAGAGCCGCAGAGAGCUCUGGACGAGGCGAGUACGUGGCUAGACGACCAGCUCACGGUCAUGCACGAGAGGAAGAGAUGA